UUUCAAUCACUGUUAUCCUUUAUCUCAUACUCUGACAGGAUCGAGAUAAAUCCGAUUUGCUUACAUUUUCACUCGUUGUGAUAGUUCGAAUGGAUAAGUUCAUUUGAAAAUGUUCGGCGUUGAAAGGCGACUCAUAUCCAGGGCUGUGGCCCCCAGGCGUUAUUUGCACUAUUCCGUUUUCGAUGUGCUGGUCGUCGGGGGCGGUCACGCCGGGGUGGAGGCGGCUGCUGCGGCCGCGAGGAUGGGAUCAAACACAAUCUUGAUCACUCAUAAAAAGAGUACAAUCGGUGAAAUGUCAUGCAACCCCUCAUUCGGUGGGAUAGGCAAAGGCCAUCUCAUGAAGGAGGUAGACGCACUGGACGGCGUAUGUGGUAGAAUCUGUGAUAUAUCAGGAAUACAGUACAAAGUGUUGAACAAAAGAAAAGGUCCAGCAGUCUGGGGACCUCGUGCACAAAUUGACCGAGAUCUUUAUAAACACCACAUGCAGAAGGAGUUGUUCGAAAAUACCCCAAACCUCCAUAUCGCGGAGGCAUCCGUUGAAAACCUUCUAUUAGAACAGCCUUAUGGUGAACGCAGGAGCAAUGCGACCAAAGCAUGUGCCGGAGUUGUCAUCCGUGGUGGCGCUGAAAUAUUUUCCCGCUCUGUCAUCCUGACGACGGGAACAUUUCUCCGAGGCCAAAUCAACAUAGGUCUUGACGUGACCCCUGCAGGGAGGCUCGGUGACGAACCGUCCAUCGGACUGGCCGACACGUUAAAAAAACAGGGUUUCAAUUUGGGAAGACUUAAAACUGGUACCCCUCCGAGGCUAAAUGGUAAAACGAUAGAUUAUUCCGUUUGCGAAAAACAUUAUGGCGACAAGGAACCUGUCCCUUUUUCUUUCAUGAACGAUAAAGUUUGGAUCAAGCCUGAGGAUCAGUCUAUUUGUUAUUUGACGCAUACAAAUCCUUGUAUGAACAAAAUAAUUCUGGACAACAUGCACCUGAACAGACACGUCAAAGAAGAAAUAAAUGGGCCUAGGUACUGUCCUUCGAUCGAAUCCAAAGUUCUACGGUUUGGCGACAGAUGUCACCAAGUCUGGUUAGAACCAGAAGGGUUAAAUACGGAUGUCGUAUAUCCCAACGGUUUAUCUUGCACUUUACCCGAAGAACUUCAGGUCCAAAUGGUCCGUACAAUUAAAGGUUUGGAAAAUGUUGAGGUGCUCAAAUCAGGAUACGGCGUUGAAUAUGAUUAUGUUGAUCCACGCGAGCUCAAUCCACAUUUAGAAACAAAAAGGAUCUCUGGGCUGUUUUUUGCCGGGCAGAUCAACGGAACGACUGGCUACGAAGAAGCAGCAGCUCAGGGUAUUCUAGCAGGAAUCAAUGCCGCUGCUUAUGCGAGGGAUUGGGAAGGAAUGACAAUCAGCAGGUCUGAAGGGUAUAUAGGCGUUGUCGUCGAUGACCUGACAACACUGGGCACUUCAGAACCUUAUCGCAUGUUCACUAGCAGGGCUGAGUUCCGUUUAUCCCUGAGACCGGAUAAUGCUGAUUUAAGGCUGACGUCCAAGGGCUUCCAUGUUGGUUGUGUAUCAAAAGAAAGGUACGAGAAAACAAAAAAAUUCAAGGAAACAUUAGAAGAGGCCAUAGAUGUUUGCAAUUCUAUUUCCGAUUCGGUUCAAAACUGGAGGAACGUACUUAAGCUCUCACCCUCAACAAACAAUGAAACAAAAACCAUUAUGGAAUUAUUAUCGCUCUCUUACGAAAACUUGACAGUUGAGAAGCUCGCAGAAUCAGUUCCGGAGCUUAAAGAAAUCGCAGAAAAUUCCGAACUUUGUCGAAGGCUCAAAAUUGAAGCAUUGUACCAAUGUGCAGUUGAAAAACAGCAUGAAGAAGUGAUGAGAAUCAAACAGGACGAAGCAGUAGUUAUACCGCCGCAUAUUGACUACACAACGAGUUCUUUGUCCAUUUCAAACGAAGAACAGGAAAAACUUAUGGCCGCAAUGCCUCAGACAAUCGCUGCGGCCAGCCGAAUCCCGGGUGUGACGCCGUCGACUAUACUGAGACUCUUAUACUAUAUCAAACGAGGGUCGAACAUAAAACAGGAAGCGAAAGUUGUUUCUCAAACAUUAUGAUAUUUAUAUUAUGUUAUGUAUUCGUAAAAAAAAAUCUAUUGUGAUAUUUGCAAUAACCAAAUUUGGAGAUUAUGUGUUCUUUAUUGUGUAUAAAAAAGAAGUGUGAAAUAUAAAAAGGUAUGUUUUUAUUUUUUAACAUAAAUCAGCGUUUUGAUUAUAA
Molecule: messenger RNA, 2267 nt
Organism: Cimex lectularius (bed bug)
Lineage: Eukaryota; Metazoa; Arthropoda; Insecta; Hemiptera; Cimicidae
Product: protein MTO1 homolog, mitochondrial
Exons: 13
Coding region: 110-2107 (665 amino acids)
Biological process (GO): tRNA methylation; tRNA wobble uridine modification
Cellular component (GO): cytosol
Molecular function (GO): flavin adenine dinucleotide binding
Source: RefSeq, a predicted model, not a curated record